Messenger RNA from Anopheles bellator, 2420 nucleotides. It is a transcript of the gene vir-1, whose product is annotated as histone-lysine N-methyltransferase SETD1B. The transcript has 6 exons. NCBI's taxonomy places the organism in Eukaryota, Metazoa, Arthropoda, Insecta, Diptera, Culicidae. The coding region runs from base 259 to 1797 and encodes 512 amino acids. The record is from RefSeq and is a predicted model, not a curated record.
AGAAAACGUGUUCCGAGAGUGCGGCUCGCGAAAAAGGGCGCGCGCUGAAUCCGUACCGUAGUGAACCAUCCCCAAUCUCACGAAACACGAAAGUGCCCGGAAACCUUUCCACCGGAGUGCCUGUGCCGUUUAGUGUCUGUGAGUGACGUGUGUUUGACGCAACCCCUAGUCGCCGGGAACCUUCUGGAAAAACGCGUUGACAGGCGACGAAACAGCAACCCCGUUGGCCGGUAUAGGAAGCAGCGGACCGCAAAGAAAAUGCGACGAAUUGCGACGGCCCUGCUGCUGGUGGUUGCCUUGGCCGUGACCGCCACCUUUGCAUAUCCAUCAGCGAGCUACGGAGCGAAGGAGAAGGAAUCCGACGCGUCGGAUGAUGCGGAGUACGUGGUGGUGCCCCUGUCGGCGCAGCGUCCGACCUACUACAACCGCUACCCGUCGUCGUUCGAGGGCUUCGACGGAGUGAUCGAUACGGCCGACUUUGCUCCGGUCCCCGUCCGGCCCGUCUACUUCCCGUCGUACAAUCCGUUUUCGUGGCAUCUGUCCGGAUACCUGGACGAUAUCCUGAAGCGUAUGCGGGACCGCUUUGCCGGCUCGUGGAAUCCGUUCUUCAGCGGCAUUCCUUCGGCGGGCGACUUCGUUCCUUCGGGUCCGGGUAUUUGGCCGGCCGAUGGGAUUCCCGAUGAUUCGGCGGAAGAUGGCAACACCAACUCGACUUCCACCGUGAAGGUGAUCGACGGACACAAGGUUGUGAUCAAUGAUACGUACUACACGAAAAAGACCGAGUUCGGUACUUCGAUCUUCAAGGUGCGCGUGAUCGACGUGAAGCCGGCGGGUGACGAUAGCGCUAGCGAGCCGACCGAAAAGCCCAAGGAAACGCCAACCGAGGUGGAAACGGGCAACCGGAACGGGGCGGACGACGAUGUGGAGAGGAAACCGGCCGUUCCGGCCACCGAGGCUCCGAAGCGUGACACGGAGUUGGAGUCGAGCGAUGAGGAGAAAACGACGGCCGACGACAACCUGAACACGAUCGACUCGGCCGGUGACAUCGAUGGCCCGAAGCCGAAGGAGUCGGAGGCACCGGCUGACGGGAAGCCGGAGUCCUCCGCACAGUGGUCGGGACUGGAGUCGUUCGAGGCGGCCUCGCGGCCACUAGAGAAUCUCAGUGCGUCUCCGGAAAUGGCCGCCCAGCGGAACCGUGACAAUAGUGAGCUGCUCGAAUCGAGCUCGGAGGAAGAAACGGACGAUGGCCCGGCGCAGCGGCCCCUGUCCGACGAGUGGCCCCAACCGUGGAUGCCGGACGAUCGCAAACGGAUCAUCGUAUCGAACCGGUUCGACAAUCGGAUCAACGCGAACCAGCAGCAAUCGAACCCGUCGCCCGGCGUGCACGACCUAUCGAACGAUAUCGCCAUCAACUUCCGGUUGGCCAUGGACAAAACCGUCACGGCGAACCCGAACGCGAUCGUGUUCAAUCCGAACGAUCCACCGGCGGUCGUCGUACAGCAGGAUCCGUUCCCGUCGCCGCCAGGAGGUCCAGUUUUCCCCGGUGUCGGUGGUCGGCCCACGAUAGGCUUCCCUUCACAGCAGCCACCAGGAGGUGCUGGGUUCCCGCGUCCAGCAUUCCCCGGAUUCCCCGGACCGUUCGGUGGAGGCCAGUUCCCGGUGCAACCGUUUCCGAUGCAGACGCCUAUUUUCGGCGUACCGAUGGGGCCGCAGGGAGCGGGAACAAACUUUGGCGUACCGCAAAACCCUCAGGUGCCGCCAUUUUUCUUCGCAAACGGACCGUUCGGUCGCCCGUAACGGGCUGGCGGCCGUCGGAAAGCUUCACCACUUCUGCUAGCACAUAAGACACGUUUAUUUAUUUAUUGAGCUAAAUUAUUUGACUCAUGUUAGUCGACCAGCACAGCCGGGGGACGGCGUAGACGUAACUCUCUCUCUCUUUGGGGGUGCCCGGGGACAAGAGUUUGAUAGGUGGCAAUGAGGGAAGCGAGUAAAGUGAGAUUGGAUGGUGGGCUGAUAGGAUGCAUUUGUCGAGUCCGGCCUUCCACCAUCGACCAAUACCAAAGAAGUUUGCUUGCUUCUUCGGGAAAUGUAGAGCGUAAGAACAGCAUCCUCGAAAAGAGGUGAACCAUCCGAAGGGCUACUUCUGGUGGCCGGUGCCCGGACUCGGGCGGACUGUGGCCCUGGCAGCAAGAGCGAGCGAGGAGAUUUUACCGUUCAUUGGAUAAUAAUUUAUUUACAACAGUUUCGGACAUUCUUCGUUCGUGUGGCUUAAAACUUUUCCAUCAACCUGCCAGACGCGCAACCGAUGCCCACUUGUGUGUCUCGUCCGGAAUGGAAGUAAUUUCGUCGAAAAAGCUGCGAGAAUUGGCCAGGGCCAAAAGAACAAAAAAAAAAGAUUUCCAAUAAAUUCUUCGCUUCCA